AUGAGUCUUGUGAUGAAUAUAAUUUGUGAAUCUGAAAUAGCUAUGAUGGUUUUUUGGAAUGUGUUGAACAGAUUACAGAAAGAUGGUUCUCAAGUUAUACAAUUCUCCAAGUGCCACUGGUGGAAAAGGAACUUCAUAUUUUUUUGGGGUUUGGUACACAUAGACUAUUAUUUCAAACACAUCAGAACUCCUUGUAGAAAUUUUUUUCUCUGUGAGGUUGUUCAGUCAGUGCAGCACAAACUACAAAGUGAAGAAAGAAAAUAGAUUCACUAAUCUCUCUUUAAAAGCUUCGAGUUCUACUUUUAAUGAAUCACUAAUUGAACAGUAUCUUUCUACCUCUUCAUUCAUUUCAUUCACCUAGAAGAUGGACAGUUCACUAAUAGCAGAAGAAGCAACAAGCAAUGGGGAUAGUUCGGGGAAGAGAUCAAGCAAAACCUUGGGGGACAACCUACUUACAAAUACCUGCCAAUCAAUUCGGAGAUGGGGGUUCUCCAGAUAUUUACCCUGCAUUUAAGCACACCCUCAAAACAAUUUCUAGUGAUUCAGGGUGAGAUUGAUAAUACACUUUCACAAUAAUUAUCUGUAAACAUAAUUUAACUUUUCCUUCAUUGAAAUGGAAGUAGGAGAUAUGGCAUUAUUGAAUGCGACACUAUGAUACAGGAGGGCAUUGAAAAGACUGUAAGUGACCUACCUAUUAUCCUCCAAGAAUUGUUUGUACUUAAAUUCAUGUUCACAUUUCUUUUAAUAUGUUAUUAGACGAGAUUUACGGCUUUAUUCUUCUAGGUUUGGUUGUUAUAGUUGUUCUCUAGAGUGUUAUUAAUUGUAGAUUACAGAAAAUAGCGGUUUGUUCAAAUUCAAUUACACAAGAUUGCUACAGCGGUACUAUAGCAGUUAUUUGAUGAUAUUUAUAUUAAAUAUCUUAUUGCUGAACAAUAGCGAUAGACGCUGUCUAACAACAUCUCCAUAAGUUCAAGCAAAACCUUUCCUUUCUUAUUCCUAUGUUAACAAGACUGAUGUUAACAUCAAAAUGCGUUUUCUUUAAACUGGCGAGGCACAUGGUUAUCCCCUACAUGCUAAUGUUGGUUCCACCGAAUCACUGGACAGGGUAUGACAAAGGAGCAUACUUGUUUUUGCCAUCAUACGUAAUGAGAAUACAUGGAGCAAAACAGCAACGUGAAGCUGUAAAGAGGGAUCCCAAGAAUCAACUUGACCCUAUUUUUGAGGCACUUAACACUCUUGGUGAUACCAAAUGGAGGGUAAACAAAAGCCUAAUUGGAAGAUUAUCAAGAAACAUGAGCAAAACAAUGGAUAGGCGUGUGGAUAUUAUGUAAUGAAGAACAUGUUUGAUAUUGUUGAUACUUCCAUUGUUGAAAGAUUCGAUGAGGUAGUAUAAUUUGCAGACACGUCACCCUAUGAAAAAGAGACAAUCGACCAUAUUCGGCAACUUUGGUCUCAAGUAUUUUUGCAAAUGGUUGAAAAUCAAAAGGUUGAGGAGCAAAAUCUAUCAGAUCAAAUGCAAAUGGUUGAAGAGGAUAAAGAGAUAGAAAUGUUGCCAAAACAAAAGCCAAAGAAGAAGAAGAAAACUUAUAUAUGAAGAAAGUGUUAUGACUUAGUUAAAAUAUAAUUUU
Vicia villosa (hairy vetch) is the source of this 1628-nucleotide messenger RNA. Its product is annotated as DNA-directed RNA polymerase 1, mitochondrial-like. The record is from RefSeq and is a predicted model, not a curated record. Gene Ontology annotation, molecular function: DNA binding; DNA-directed RNA polymerase activity. Bases 999 to 1331 code for a protein of 110 amino acids. Gene Ontology annotation, cellular component: mitochondrial DNA-directed RNA polymerase complex. The transcript has 5 exons. Gene Ontology annotation, biological process: mitochondrial transcription. Lineage: Eukaryota; Viridiplantae; Streptophyta; Magnoliopsida; Fabales; Fabaceae.